GCCACAGUUCAGCUGUCAAGUGUCAGUGUCAAAUGCUAGCAAAGUUAAAAUUUUGGAAAAAUAUCUGAUCACCAAGAUUAAAGAUAUAAUGUAAUUAUCACUAUAUAUUCAAUACUAUGAUAAUAAAAAAAUAAUUUAUCAAAAUAUGUAUCUUCGUACAAUGAAGUUUUGGCCGCUGAAUACCUUUAGAAACAUAUUGAGACUAGAUUUCAAAAGGCAUUUUUGUAAAACCCCAGUCAUGUCUAGUAAAAGGAUAGCUGUCUGUCAAAUGACUUCUGUUGCUGACAAAGCGGCCAAUUUAAAAGUUGUCGAAGGCAUCAUUGAUAGUGCUGCCAAAGAAAAUGUUCAGAUGCUUUUCUUUCCAGAAGCAUGCGACUACAUCUGUGACAACAAAAAGGAUAUAGUAAACUUUUCUGAGCCUAUAUUUGGUGGUAAGAUUGUGGGAAAGUAUAGAGAAUUGGCAGAGAAAUAUGGAGUUUGGUUGUCUAUGGGAGGGGUUCACGAAAGGGAUGAAAAAAAUCCAAACAAAAUGUACAACACGCACAUAAUAAUAGAUGACAAAGGAUCCCUUGUACAAAUGUACAGGAAACUACAUCUUUUCGAUGUAGAGAUACCGGAGAGAAACGUUAGAUUGAAGGAGAGUGACUUCUCGAAUGCUGGCGACCAUAUUGUGGCACCAGUCGAUACUCCUGUAGGGAAAAUUGGUAUGGCUAUAUGUUAUGAUAUGCGCUUCCCUGAGCUGAGUACAUCCCUGAGUAUAAUGAGCGCCGACAUCUUGACAUUUCCAUCGGCUUUCACUCAAGCAACAGGGGAGGCUCACUGGCAUAUAUUACUCAGAUCAAGGGCGAUAGAAAACCAAUGCUACGUGGUUGCAGCAGCUCAGUCCGGCGUUCACAACCCGAAGAGGCGUUCGUACGGGCACGCGCUCUGUGUCGACCCGUGGGGCGAAGUCCUGGCCGACUGCGGGGAGUCCGCCCCCUGCUAUAAAAUCGUUGAGAUAUCUCAUGACAAACUGAAUGAUGUGAGACGUAACAUGCCCGUAUUUCAGCAUAGAAGACCUGACGUGUAUUCCUUGUACACUUUGUCUUUACGCAAGUCCCUCCCGUUAGAGAAGCUGCCAUCCCACUCCCCCACCGACCCCAACCCCCCUCCGUCCUCCCCAGAGCCGUACAACGUCUUCGGUCACGCCAAGAUCCCGGAGAGCUGCAUUUUCUUCAAGUCCAAAUUCGCUUACGCCUUUGUCAAUCUGAGAUGUGUGAUCCCUGGGCACGUCCUGGUGGCGCCCAUCAGGCCUGCCGAGAGGAACAAGGAUCUCACCGAGGAGGAGGCCGAAGAUUUCUUCAGAACCGUUCGUUUGGUCCAAAAGCUGAUGGAGAAGGUGCAUGGUGCAGAGUCUUGCACGAUAACGAUACAAGACGGACCUGACGCGGGGCAGACGGUCAAGCAUCUUCAUUGUCACGUGAUGCCGCGGAAGAAGGGAGAUUUUAUAGACAACGAUUUAAUAUACCUGGAAUUGGCGAAGCAUGAUCAAUUGAAGUGCGGUCACCCGUUGAAGCCGGCCCGAAGUUUGGAAGAGAGACGAAGCGAAGCUCAACUUCUCAGAAGCGAAUUGGAGAAGUUGAUCGACGAGGAACGCAUAUUGCUAAGAUAAUAAAACAUUGUUCUGUUGUGUUUUGUUAUUCAACUCGAUACAAUAAGUGGGGUCGUUAUAACUCGUAUAACUACCCUCGACUUCAAUCAUUACAUCACGUAUGGCAAAUGAAAUAUUUUCUAUGAAUUUGAAAUUACCCUCAGUAAAAAUUAGCGGUAGGCAGCGGCUUGAAGCGGUAGGCAGCGGCUUGGCUCUGCCCCUGGCAUUGCUGAAGUCGCGACGGUAACCAUUCACCAUCAGGUGGGCCGUAUGCUCGUCUGCAUACAAGGGCAAUAAAAUUUUUUUUUUUCCGUCUCGAUUUUGGAGAAAAUUCCAGUGAUGCCCAGUGGAAGUGAUUCUUGUAUUAGCUAUUUUUUUUAGUUUUGAAUUGAAGGUGGAUGUGAUUUGUCUUCUAGUUAUAUGCCCGGGUAAGUCGAUCGGGUAACGCACAAGAUGACGUCGCCCAAACUAACACAUUAUAGAUUUUCUCGAUCGACUUUCGGUGCUUUUAGGGACUGCCAGCAGUGGUUACAGUUCUCGUCGGAUGCAAUGAAGAUUUCAGCUUGCAUUCUAGCACAUAGAUUGACUAACCCGUCACUUGCGACGAAGGGCUCGACGAGCGAAUUAACCCACAGACACAGCCCACUGAGUUUUUCGCCGGAUCUUCUCAGUGAGGUCAGUGUUAGUAAGGUCUCUCAGGCGAAGCGCCGUGAGCUCGUCGUGUUACAGCUUGGAGAAGCUGGAAUAGACCCUCAAGGCUACCAGAGAUACGGUAGAAAAAAAAUCACCUGUCCCAUGCUACUGGCGCCCAGCUUGCGGUACAUUGCGUUAAGUUUUUUUUUUUGGAUUUUAUGGCCGGGUAUCUAGACCAUUGCGUUAAGUGGUUACCGGUGAUGUUGCCAACUAUCUCACAUUCUAAACUGUAUUUAACGUCUGCCUAACGAUUGGAAUAUUGCUAUAAAGUAUCCACAUUGUUGGUCGAAUUGAAAUGGCCCCUUGAAUAGAUCGCCCACAGCAAGAGACAUUUCAAAGUCGAAUGUUUUAGGAAGAAAAAAGCGCUCACAAUUAUCGUCAAUUUUAUAAUGCAUUAUCCUGUUAUUUUUUUGGUUUUGGCGAUUCGUAAACAUAAUUAAUCUUACGAAACGCAAAACUGUAAAGUGUUCACGUGGUGAGAAACAAUGACACUAUUAAAGAAGCGGGAUCAAAUCGUAAAAAUAAUUUUAAUUAUUAAUCAAAUAAAAGUAUUUACAGUAAAUGUCAAUAAAUUAAACGUAUUAAAGUACAAAUACUAACCAAUGACUUGUUAUAUGUUUUUAAUAUUUUAAUUAUAAAAAGCUCGUAAUGGAAGUGAAACUUCAAGCGCGUCUAACGCAUUCAUAAUAUUUGUUUGAAUUACCAAGUGUAUGAUCAUAUUGUAAAAUAUAUGUUGUAUUAAAAUUUGUUUAUUUUAAAUUAAAACACAAAUAUAAAA
Molecule: messenger RNA, 3101 nt
Organism: Bombyx mori (domestic silkworm)
Lineage: Eukaryota; Metazoa; Arthropoda; Insecta; Lepidoptera; Bombycidae
Gene: NitFhit
Product: nitrilase and fragile histidine triad fusion protein NitFhit
Exons: 11
Coding region: 146-1651 (501 amino acids)
Biological process (GO): nucleobase-containing compound metabolic process
Molecular function (GO): bis(5'-adenosyl)-triphosphatase activity; hydrolase activity, acting on carbon-nitrogen (but not peptide) bonds, in linear amides
Source: RefSeq, a predicted model, not a curated record